AUGGCGUUCUCCAUGCGGCGAAUUGCUCUUUGCCCUCUAAAUGUUUCUUAGCAAAUCGAGAAUAUGUAAAAUGUAAAUAAUGUGUACAUUCGUUACUAGUAAAAACAAAACAUCAUAGUGAUUUCUUUUAGAAAAGAACUCGUACUGAAUCCACAUCCCCCAAGAUGAAUUUCAUCCGUGGUGGCGUCUGGACGAUAAGAGCAUCGUCUGCUAAAUAUCGUCUUAUCAGCUCGCUGACAGCAAGUUUUCAUCUUCCGAGGGCAGUUAGCAGCAAGGGAAUCCUGAAGACCUGUGUCAAGUGUGCUGCAAGGCUUUCAAGCAAAUCUUACCAUGUAUCCCAAAUCAAAAGCAAUGGAAGCUGGGCUGUGUACUUGAGAAAUCUCUCCCUACGUUCCACGCCUAAAACAAUUAAAUUAUGUGGAGGACUGAGUAUACCUUGUGUAGGUGUGAUAGGAACUAGUUUAGCAUGGUAUCAUCAUCAUGGAAGCCGUGUCCACUGUAAACAGAAGCACCAAAGAAACAGGCUGGUGGGAACCAACAAAGAUGACUCGGCGCCAGACCCAAGUUUUGAUUACAAAGGUCUGUGGAAGCUUUUGCUUCCGGAGAUAUGGUACCUGAUUGCAGCAGUGGCGAGUGCCCUCGCAGUAGCUGUCGUAAACAUCAACAUUCCCUUGAUGCUGGGUGACCUUGUGAACGUGGUGUCAAAAUUCACGACAGACACGGCAGCCAGCUUCUUUGACGACAUCAAAAAGCCAGCAAUGAAGCUACUGGGAAUCUAUUGCUUGCAGGGUUUGCUGACAUUUGGGUACAUCUCUCUUUUGUCUGCGGUCGGGGAGAAUGUUGCCACCAGGAUGAAAAUACAGUUGUUUGAAUCUCUGCUCAGUCAGGACAUUGAGUUUUACGACAGGCACAAGACUGGGGAGCUGAUCGACAGACUCACGACUGAUAUUCAAGAGUUCAAAAGCUCAUUCAAGUUGUGUAUUUCUCAAGUGGUUAAAGCAUUCACCCAGACCGUUGGUUGUGUAGCGAGUCUACUCAUGAUCUCACCAAAGCUAACCGGCAUUAUGCUGAUAGUUGUCCCAGCAAUCAUCUCUGCAGGAACAGCACUUGGGUCCAAUCUUCGGUCAUUGUCAAGAAAAGCUCAGCAACAGGUAUCUCAAGCAACUGCUGUUGCAGAUGAGGCCAUAGGAAACGUUCAAGACACAGUCGCAGCCUUUGCUAUGGAAUCAAAGGAAAAUGAGUUGUACAGUCAACAGGUGGAGAAGGCAUGUCAACUCAACAUACAGCUGGGUUUCGGAAUCGGCAUGUUCCAGGGCCUGGCUAAUGCUGCUCUCAAUGGUGUUGUUCUGGGGACCAUGUUCGCUGGUGGUUGGAUGAUGUCUGUCCAUGAGCUGAAUGCUGGAGAUCUCAUGUCUUUCCUGGUGGCCACCCAGACCAUUGAGAGGUCUCUCGCACAGAUGUCCCUCCUGUUUGGUCAGAUUGUGAAGGGAGUGAGCGUAGGAGCCAGAGUCUUUGAGUUCAUAAACCAUGAAGCCAAGAUCCCACUCCAUGGUGGCAAGAAAAUUCCUUUUCAUGCCCUGAUGGGCAACUUGGAGUUUCGGAAUGUCGGAUUCUCGUACCCAACCCGAGCUGAACAGGAAGUGCUGCAUAACUUCAACCUGAAGAUACAAGGGGGAACAGUUGUUGCUCUGGUCGGAUUGUCAGGAGGAGGAAAAUCUACAGUGGCUGCCCUAUUGGAGAGGUUCUAUGAUGUGACCAAAGGGGAGAUAACUCUAGACGGAGUCAACAUACAAGAUCUGGAUCCAACAUGGCUUAGAGGAAGAGCAUUGGGAUAUAUCAACCAGGAACCGAUAUUGUUUGCUACGUCUGUGAUGGAGAAUAUCCGAUAUGGACGGCCUGAUGCAAGUGACCAAGAGGUGAUUGAGGCUGCUAAACAGGCCAACGCCCACAACUUUAUCUCCAAGUUUCCUGAGGGUUACAGAACCGUACUUGGAGAGAGGGGCGUGACAGUUUCUGGAGGACAGAAACAGAGAAUAGCUAUAGCCCGAGCUCUCAUCAAGAACCCUUCUGUGCUCAUACUGGAUGAGGCAACGAGUGCUCUUGAUGCUGAAUCUGAGAGAGUUGUGCAGGAAGCUUUGGAUAAAGUCAUUAAAGGCCGAACAGUGUUGGUGAUUGCUCAUAGGCUCAGCACAAUAAGAGAUGCUGAUGUCAUAGCAGUUGUUUCACAUGGAAAGAUAGUUGAGAUGGGCUCACACAGCAAGCUGAAAGAGAAGAAAGGACUCUACUGGGAGCUGAUUAGGCAGCAGGAGAUGGAAGAAGAGUUAGAACAUCGACAACAGACCGGAUAAUCAAUCACACAACAGCUCAUAGUCUGUUUGCAGUGAAAACGUACCGAUGAAUUUGACUUUAAACAAAAAAGUUAAUCGAGGGUAUGCACAUAAAAUGAAACACCGAGAACAAGUCGGGUUGGUCAAAGUUAACGUUCAUCACGUACCACACAUACAUUUGUUUCACUGUUCCAACUACUACGUUUACCCCCUUGUAAUACAAUCCAAUAAUAGCGAAUUGAACGUAUGAUCAUUUGUUAAGCAACUUUUAUCCUAAGAUGAAUAAAAUUCUGAGAUUGAAAUGUUCAGUUGGCAAGCUAAACUUAUGAGGAUUUGCAAUCUUAAUUUCACUUUAUUUGAUUUACUUUUUUGUUUAAAGUGAAAUUCAUCGGUACGUUUUCACUGCAAACAUACUAUAGCCUCUUGUGUGUUUCUUGUAGGACUGGCUAUUGAAAUAAGUCUUGGCGAUUUGUAAUCAUUAAGUAAAAAUCGAUUGAUUAUCAAUAAAUAUCAGAGUCAAAACUUCGAGCAAACAUGUCAGAAAGAAGUUAUUAUAUUUGACAUCACUGCUGUGUGGUGACAUGUUUUUGCACAGAUUAUUAAUAAAUCAGCGUCCUGAACGUAAGCUAGAAGCAAACCAUGAAUAAAGUCCUACAUUUGUAUAUAAUGCGUGAAUUUAAUGUACGAUAUUACCAAUUCUAAGAUGCCUAUAGGUUAGAACAAUCGAAAAAAAAUACAUUAUCAG
Molecule: messenger RNA, 3072 nt
Organism: Haliotis rubra (blacklip abalone)
Lineage: Eukaryota; Metazoa; Mollusca; Gastropoda; Lepetellida; Haliotidae
Product: mitochondrial potassium channel ATP-binding subunit-like
Biological process (GO): transmembrane transport
Cellular component (GO): membrane
Molecular function (GO): ABC-type oligopeptide transporter activity; ATP binding; ATP hydrolysis activity
Source: RefSeq, a predicted model, not a curated record